Molecule: messenger RNA, 1212 nt
Organism: Staurois parvus
Lineage: Eukaryota; Metazoa; Chordata; Amphibia; Anura; Ranidae
Source: the annotation of a GenBank genome assembly
UUUGGUGGAGGAGCUGGUGGGGGAUUUGGUGGAGGAUAUGGUGGAGCAGCUGGUGGGGGAUUUGGUGGAGGAGGAUUUGGUUCAGGUGGUGGUUUACUUGCUACCAAUGAAAAACAGACUAUGCAGAAUCUCAACGACCGUUUAGCUACUUACUUGGACAAAGUCAAGUCCUUAGAAGAGAGUAAUGCCGAGUAUGAGCGCAAAAUCAAAGAAUGGUAUGAAAAGCAACGUCCAUCUUCCACUACUGGUGCUGGAGCAUCAGACUACAUCAAAUAUUUUGAUAUUAUUGAAGACCUUCGUAAUAAGAUACUUGCUGCAACUAUCGAAAACUCCAAGAUCAUUUUACAGAUUGACAAUGCCAGGCUGGCAGCUGAUGACUUCAGACUAAAAUAUGAGAAUGAGUUGGCUUUGCGCCAAAGCGUGGAGGCUGAUAUCAAUGGACUGCGCAGAGUCCUCGAUGAACUGACCUUGUCCAGGUCUGAUCUGGAAUUACAGAUUGAGGCCCUAACAGAAGAACUGUCAUAUCUCAAGAAGAAUCAUCAGGAGGAAAUGGCAUCUAUGUCUGGUACAGAAGCUGGACAGGUCACCGUUGAAAUGAACGCAGCUCCAGGCAUUGACCUGACCAAAGUCCUGAAUGACAUGAGGGAGCAGUACGAGAACCUAGCUCAGAAGAACAGGAGAGAUGCUGAAGCUCAGUUUAUGCAGCAGAGCAAUGAGCUGAAGAAAGAGAUCACAGCUGGGGUAGCAGAGGUUCAGACCAAGAGUACAGAGAUUAGCGACUUAAGGAGAACACUUCAAGGCUUGGAGAUAGAGCUACAGUCCCAGCUUGCAAUGAAAAAGAGCCUCGAACAGACCUUAGCAGAAACAGAGGGUCGAUACUGCGCUCAGAUUGCAAAAAUACAGGAGAUUAUUGCCGGGGUAGAAGAACAAUUGUCUCAGCUCAGAUUUGACAUGGAACGCCAGAGUGAUGAGUACAAACAACUUCUGGAUAUCAAAACCAGACUGGAGAAGGAGAUUGAGCAAUAUCGCAUCCUACUAGAGGGAGGAGGGUCCUUGGGAGUCUCUUCAUCUUCGUCCACCACUCAACAGUCUGCAGGUUCAGUGGGAUCCAAAGAUUCAAGCAAAACCAGAAAAGUUAUGACCAUCUAUGAAGAUUUCGUGGAUGGACAAAAGGUGUCAUCAACAAAGUCAGAAAGCGUACACAAAUAUUGA